AAUAGUCCAACCUUAACCGACACUGCACGACCGGAAUGUGGUUUAAAGGACCAGCGUUCCUACAGCAACCGGAAAACGAGUGGCAAGUGCAAAGCUUCAGACCUUCAACUACUGAGGAAGAGUUACGCCAGACGGUUUCAUAUCAUCGUGAAUUAUCCCCAGUAAUUAUCUUUGACAGAUUUUCUGAUUGGAAACGCCUGCAUCGAGCCAUCGCCUACAUGUGGAGGUACAUCAAUAAUUCUCGUCUGCCAAAAAUGUCUCGAUAUUUUGGACCCCUUUCGCAUCUCGAGCUACAACAAGCUGAGCAAUCGAUCAUCAAGGAAGCGCAACGAUUAGAGUUUCCAGAAGAAUAUCAGCUGCUUCUGCAUGACAAAUCAGGUACAAAGGGAUCUAAAAUGAUUAACAAGAAAAGUUCUCUUUAUAGACGUAGUGCAUACAUGGACGACGACGGUAUCUUACGAGUACGAGGAAGAAUCGAUGCUUGUCGUUACGCAAGCCAUGACAUGAAGAGGCCAAUUAUUCUUCCCAAAAAAUCCUGGCUCACCGAUCUGAUUGUAACGGAGUACCACUGGAAAUAUAAACAUCAAAAUCAUCAAACCGUAAUGAAUGAAGUGCAGCAAAAGUUCGAUAUUCCUGGCCUACGAAGCGCGUGCCACAGAGUGCGAAACAAUUGCUUUAGAUGUAGCCUUCGUAAAGCUUACCCUAAACCUCCAGUGAUGAAUGAGUUGCCGUUAGCUCGAGUGUCGCCGUACGCCAGACCGUUCUCCUACACAGGGAUAGAUUACUUCGGACCUUUUUUGGUCGCUGUUGGACGGAGACAGGAAAAGCGCUGGGGUGUGCUGUUCACGUGUCUAACAAUACGGGCCAUACACAUAGAGGUGGCUCAUAGCUUGAACACCAGCGCUUGCAUCAUCGCUAUUCGCAAUUUUAUCGCACGUAGAGGGACUCCGAUUGAAAUCAGAACUGAUCGUGGGACUAAUUUCGUUGGCGCUGAUCGUGAGUUGAAAGAUGCGGCGAAGCAGAUAAACACCGAGGAGCUGAUAGAUGAAAUGUACCUCCCCGAUACGACGUGGAUAUUCAACCCCCCCGGAGCACCACAUUUCGGUGGUGCAUGGGAGAGAUUAAUCCAAUCAGUUAAACGCACCCUCUCCGGCAUGCAAUUUACCAAAACACCGACAGAUACCGUUUUCGCCAAUUGGUUUAUUGAAGUAGAAAACAUUAUCAACUCUCGCCCACUAACACAUGUAUCGGUUGAUAGUGAGGAAGAAGCCGUGUUAACGCCAAACCAUUUUCUCUUGGGUUCAUCUUCUGGAAUAAAACCAUUAACAUCUCUUGAUGAUUCUUCCGCAGCCCUCAUGAACAACUGGAAGACGUCACAACUGUACGCAGAUCAAUUUUGGAAAAAAUGGUUAGCUUCUUAUCUGCCUACGCUCACCCGUCGCAGCAAAUGGUUUGAGACCCAGCCGCCAUUGCAAUUAGGAGACCUCGUGCUGAUUGUCGAUGACGCCCUACCAAGAGGAUGCGGGCCUAAGGGAAAAAUCGUACAGCUCGUACCUUCGAAGGACGGAACAAAUCGGCGUGUGUACGUACAGCUUGCGAACAAAAAGAUUAUAGAGAGACCGGUAGUAAAAAUCGCUGUAAUAAACGUAGAACCGCACGAAAGAGUUUAA
This is a messenger RNA of Anopheles merus, 1670 nucleotides long. RefSeq lists its product as uncharacterized. The coding region runs from base 36 to 1670 and encodes 544 amino acids. The record is from RefSeq and is a predicted model, not a curated record. NCBI's taxonomy places the organism in Eukaryota, Metazoa, Arthropoda, Insecta, Diptera, Culicidae. Gene Ontology annotation, molecular function: nucleic acid binding. Gene Ontology annotation, biological process: DNA integration. The transcript has 2 exons.